AUGGCUGACGAGGGCAGUGAGAAGCCGACAGCUCCUUCCAUGGCAACGGAAUCUACUGCGGUAAUGGAAGAAAACCCAAAGCGCGGUGACAAAAAGGCGGAAAAGAAAGCUGUCGACGAAGAGCACCGCCCUGCGAAGUUCAAGGUUGAAGACGCGCAGUACCUUUCCGUGGACGACUUUAGCUACGACCGCGGCAGCUUGAUGAGCGAGGUCUAG
Alternaria atra is the source of this 216-nucleotide messenger RNA. RefSeq lists its product as uncharacterized. The transcript has a single exon. Bases 1 to 216 code for a protein of 71 amino acids. The record is from RefSeq and is a predicted model, not a curated record. Lineage: Eukaryota; Fungi; Ascomycota; Dothideomycetes; Pleosporales; Pleosporaceae.